AUGUGGAAGAAGUCUUCUGCAGCUCCUACGAGGGAGAUACUAGUCAACCCUGGAGAGUGGGUGCGGCCCCUAGGCUACCAGGAGACGUUCAUGGCUGUAGGAGGUGACUACGGCACCCUCAACACUGUACAAGGACUGUGGCUCUCCUCCACACAACCCAUCCUCCCAGAGGAGGUUUGGAAGGCAAUCUCCAUCGUUGCUCACCGAACACACGUGCUACAGCUGCGUGUGGAGUGGCGGGGUCGCCAGCUCUGGUUCCGCAGAAUUAAACGCCUCAUAAUACCUUUCAAAGUGGAACGUGAUGACGUCAUGUUUGUUUAUUACAAGACCCUUUGGAUGCCUUACGAAAUGUCCCGCGGGCCACUGUGGAGGGCGCGGCUGGUGCCCCUUCCUCCGCGGUGUCCUGGUCGCUACGAAGCCGUCCUGGUGAUCGCUGCUCAUCACUGCAUCACGGACGGUGUCACCAACAUGGUGUUGUGCCGGGAGACCCUGCAGGUGCUCAACGCCAUCAUGAGCGGCCGUCAGCCCACUGUGACCUCCCGACUGGUCAUAUCAAACAUCGCCGAGGACCAAGUUACCGUUCAAGACAGGUUGUUUGUCCUGAAGAAUUUUUGUUGCAAACUUUAUGGCUUAUUGAUGAAAAACUAUAGUACAAAAUUUUACUUUAACGGGGCUUUUCAGCAGCCGGCGACAAAGCAGGCAAUAACAAAAGUUCUGCACAAGGAGUACACUGUGGAGACAUCGCGGCUGCUCUUGUUAAGGUGUAAAGAAGCCGGAGUUACGGUCCACUCGUGUGUCGUAGCGGCGGCAAACUUGGCUCUCUUACGUGUCGCCCAGAAACAGUCGUCGAGGGAUAUUGAUGAAGCGCUUAUCAGAGUAAUGAACUGCAUCAACAUGCGUCAUUACUAUCCUCGAGCGUGCAAGGAGUCUCCUGGCUGCCACAUCUCUCUGGACGAACAGGAACGCCUCAUCCUCAGUAGCGACGCCAGCAGUAAGGAAGACUUCUGGUGUUUGGCGUAUCUCUUAAACAAGGACCUGAAGAGAAGUCUCAUUGUGGACACAAUACCUAUAAAAAACUAUCCACUCUGCCGGUUGUCCACUCUCAUGCUUCACAUCAACCACAAGUUGACGCGACUAGGACGCAAGCAUCGUACUGAUUGUCACUUCGUCACUAUGAACAUGGGGAACCUCCGAGACCUGCUGCCAGGUAAAUAUGAUGGACCUGUGGAGAUCACCAACCUCUUGAGGUCCGUCUCUAGCGAGAUUAUGGGUCAUCCAUUUACUCUGAACUUCCACACCUUCCUGGAACGCUUUAUGAUAUCCCUGGACUACUACACUACCAAAAUGACGGAUGAAGUGGCCGAGCUGAUCUUCUCCACACUCACCAACUAUAUCAACAACAUUGCCCACCACGGCACCGUCUUAGUGAACCCUGAAGCCUAAUGUUGUGAUGAACGACAUGCGAGAUUAAAAAAAGACUGAUGCUACUUUCCGAUUACAUUUUUAGUGUGUGGAUAGGCAGGCUGGAGGGUUACCCAGUAGACAAAAUAUAGAAGUUCUUGCGAGGCAGGAUCAAGUAUAACAUUUGGGGUUUACGGCUCAUGCUCGGUGAUGAU
Messenger RNA from Procambarus clarkii (red swamp crayfish), 1616 nucleotides. RefSeq lists its product as uncharacterized. NCBI's taxonomy places the organism in Eukaryota, Metazoa, Arthropoda, Malacostraca, Decapoda, Cambaridae. The record is from RefSeq and is a predicted model, not a curated record.